This is a messenger RNA of Cajanus cajan (pigeon pea), 779 nucleotides long. Its product is annotated as profilin-1. The record is from RefSeq and is a predicted model, not a curated record. Gene Ontology annotation, molecular function: actin monomer binding. Gene Ontology annotation, cellular component: cell cortex. Lineage: Eukaryota; Viridiplantae; Streptophyta; Magnoliopsida; Fabales; Fabaceae.
UUAGUUCCGUGGAUUCAACGCAGCCAAGAAAAGAAAAUCCUAACCCAUUUUCCCAGCGGCCAAACGCUCUCUCCAGAAAAUCUGAAUCAUGUCGUGGCAAACCUACGUCGAUGACCACCUUCUCUGCGAGAUCGAAGGUAACCACCUCACUUCCGCCGCUAUCCUCGGCCAAGACGGCACCGUUUGGGCUCAGAGCUCCAACUUCCCUCAGUUCAAGCCAGAGGAAAUAACUGCUAUCAUGAAUGACUUUGCUGAGCCUGGAACACUUGCUCCAACUGGAUUGUAUCUUGGUGGCACUAAAUAUAUGGUCAUACAAGGCGAGCCCGGUGCUGUCAUUCGAGGGAAAAAGGGUCCUGGUGGUGUUACUGUCAAGAAGACCAAUCUGGCCUUGGUCAUUGGCAUUUAUGACGAACCAAUGACUCCUGGUCAAUGCAACAUGGUAGUUGAAAGGCUUGGUGAUUAUCUCAUUGAACAGGGUCUCUAAUCUUCUCUUUAUGUCUUGUUAUCGUGCAUAUUUCAUUGGCUUCUGUACAAGUUUUCGCAUCGACCUCGACUGGAAUGCUUUGAUUGCAGUGUAAUAAUCUUGUGGGUAUCAAAAGUCACAGGAUCUGCGUGUAGUGAAGAAAGUGUUUGAUGCUUGAGAAAUGAUGACUAUAAUCUUUAUCGUUGUACUAGUACUUUUUUAGUGGGGUACCUGUAUACAUUACAGUGGUUUUAAAUUUUGAAUUCGAUGGUAUAAUGGUUGGCAUAUUUAUUAAAAGUUUGCAGAUUCUUGUCUA